This is a messenger RNA of Gossypium arboreum, 669 nucleotides long. RefSeq names its product transcription factor VOZ1-like. Lineage: Eukaryota; Viridiplantae; Streptophyta; Magnoliopsida; Malvales; Malvaceae. Gene Ontology annotation, biological process: positive regulation of long-day photoperiodism, flowering; regulation of DNA-templated transcription. The record is from RefSeq and is a predicted model, not a curated record. The coding region runs from base 317 to 550 and encodes 77 amino acids. The transcript has 3 exons.
AAAAAGAACCUUCCUGUUGAGGAUUUGGAAAUAAAUUUUUAGAAAAAACCAAAUAUGAAAAGAAAAAAAAAAGCAUAGGCAAGGAGCAUCUUUUUGUUUUAGUAAUUUUCUUAGGCUGAAUGAAUAGUGAACUGUUUUGUUUCAUCGAAUAUUUAUUGUUCUCUCUUUAUUGCAAUUUCCCAGAACUUCCUUUUUCUUCAUUUCUCUCAAUCUACUUUUGUCUCCAUACAAAGUUAAGAAGCCCCUGAGCAUUUGAUUCCUUCACGUUUAGCUUUCUAAGGGUUUUGGUGGGAGUUGUUAAGGGUUGUUUAUUCUAAUGGGGAAAGGUUCAAAAAACAACUGCAAGUCAGCAUCCCACAAGCUCUUCAAGGACAAGGCAAAGAACCGGGUGGAUGAUCUUCAGGGGAUGUUCUUGGAUCUGCAGUUUGCGAGGAAGGAGAGCCGUGGCAUUGAUGUUGCAGUCCUUGAGGAGCAACUCCAUCAGAUGCUCCGUGAAUGGAAAGCUGAGCUCAAUGAACCUUCUCCAGCUUCUUCAUUGCAACAAGGGUGAAAAUACUUUCCGAAAUGUGUGGUCCUGAAUUGGUGAUCCUCUGAUGAUUUACAAGGUGGGAGUCUUGGUUCAUUUUCAUCGGACAUUUGUCGCCUGUUGCAGCUUUGCGAGGAGGAAGA